Molecule: messenger RNA, 570 nt
Organism: Exophiala xenobiotica
Lineage: Eukaryota; Fungi; Ascomycota; Eurotiomycetes; Chaetothyriales; Herpotrichiellaceae
Exons: 3
Coding region: 1-570 (189 amino acids)
Source: RefSeq, a predicted model, not a curated record
AUGAAGUUCCUCCUUACCGCAGCUUUUGCUCUUUCCAUCUCCGCUUUGAAACAAGAGGUCGAAACUGAAGGCAGAGACAUUGAUAGCAUCUUGCUGUCUCUCCAGAGUGAUCCAGAUGGAUUUGUCCACUCAGGGGACGACGGCGUCGUUCGGUCGUACGCUGCAAACUUCACGGUCCUCAGUUUCGCGAAACUGGAUCCAGAGCAAAUCUGGGCCGUGGUUGGGAAAUACCCUCAGGACUAUCAGGAACAACUUGGCCCACGCUGGGCAGAAGUGUAUGAGAAUGUUGAUGGGCGUACAGUUUCCAAUGUCAGUCAAAUUCUCCAUCCGGGGGACGAGAUCCUCCCAGAAGAAGUGAAAUCGACCAGCCCAAACAAUGACGAUUUGGAGGAAAGAGACCUGGACUCGAAUCUCGAUCUCGCAAAACGCCAAGGGAUGCCGCCUGUGUAUGGUCUCAGACAGAUUCAUCGCUCCCAGCAAGAUCUGCGUAUGACUGGCCAGAUGUGCGAGAUGUGGAAGGACACAGUGUCUGAUACAGCCGGGCGGCUGGUGGAAAACUUCGAUCAUUAG